This is a messenger RNA of Mycosarcoma maydis (corn smut), 528 nucleotides long. RefSeq lists its product as uncharacterized. Lineage: Eukaryota; Fungi; Basidiomycota; Ustilaginomycetes; Ustilaginales. Bases 1 to 528 code for a protein of 175 amino acids. The record is from RefSeq and is a predicted model, not a curated record. The transcript has a single exon.
AUGGUUUUCACCCACGAACCGCACGUCCGUGAACGCGUGACGAAAAGCGGGGAACCUCUACGCUUCUCCCGUUGUCACCUCAGCGUCUGCGAUUGCGAUUGCGUUGGCGUGUGCGUCUGCGACAAGGUCGUAACGUCGUCUUGCCUUCCAUCUACCUUGUUCACUCACGUUUAUCCUGUCCAGCAUCAGAAAACGAUUGCUUCUCGUAGCGUACAGCCAAAUCUCAGCCACCAUGCUCUCCUUGACUGCGUUUGGCAUUACCUUUUUUGCUGCCGUUGUGGCCAUCAGCACCGUUAUCACCCUGCUCGAAUGGUAGCCGCCACACUGAAACGCAAGCGAUACUCACGCCACCGCUAUGAACAUCGCUCAAAGUCAAACUGCGAUCUUGCAACGCAUCACCACCACCGGUGCUGUCCCAAUCUAGCACUCGGUUGUCGUGAUCGCUCAUUUGACAGCCUCGACUCUCUCCAAGGAAGUCUGCUGAACAUGACUCUUUGCUCGGCAAUCAUGAAUGUCAAGCCGUUCUGA